CUCUCCCAAUUUGACUUGUCUAUUUUGACAAGUCCUUCAGUGUGAAAGGACCAUCUUUCUUAUCCUCCAGUCAUGGAGUUAUAUGAAGAGCUUUGAUUGGUGGAUGUGGUCACAUUUAUUUAUUUAUUUUUUGCAAAGUGUCACAGGACUUUAACAAGGGGACCCACACUCAGGCCUGUGUUCCCCAUUGUUCCCUUGAAGGAGCGCUGCUGGCUCUCCUUACUGUGUCAUAUUUAGUCACGUGGGUUUAAUUUUUAUCUGUAAUUCCUUGGAAGCAAGGAAGAGCAAAGACCUUGGAGGCAGAAAAGAGCAAGGAAGCCAACACACUAAUCCCAUGACUUGAGAUCCCCAGAAGUUAGUCCCUUGCUUUGCUGGUGCAAGAGUCUCUAUGAAUCUCGACUGCCAAGGAUAUCCUCCUUUCAGAGUCCCAAACUCAAAAAUCAGGGGCAGGUUUCUCUCCCAGCUGAUCCUAGCUUUCUCUCCCAGCUGGUGUGUUAACCCUUCGCAGUGCUGUCUCUGUAACACACUGAAGCUGCAGCCUAUCUCAAGAUGGAAGACAAUGAGAUAACCCUGGUGAACCUCGAGAAGGGCCUGGAUAACCCAGCUUUCAGCACCCAGGGGGAGGAGCGGCUCCAUGAAAAAUCUGAAGAUCCGUGUGGUGGGACCAAGGAGGAGAGGGGGAGAGAAGGAAAAGGCAGAUUCUCCUCUUACUGGAGGAAGGCUCAGCAUCCGGCAUUCAAGGCAAAGCGUUUCUGUAAGGCUCAUGCCAAGGCAAUACGGAAGGUCAUCUUGGGGCUCCUUUGUAUAGCCUACGUGUGCUACUUUGCUGCAGCCUGUUGGCUCAACUUCCAGCGAGCCCUCGCCUUGGUUGUUAUGACUGCUCUGGUUGUCUUCUUCACGUGCUGGAGUCUUUUCCAGAAGCACUGCGGGGCAAAGGUACUGCAGCUCCUCACGCCCUGUCGGAAAUGCUUCCGAAAGUCCUGGCCAUGGCUGAAAUGGCUGCUAUGUGUGGUCCUCCUGGGCGGUCUGAUCACGUGGCUGGUCUUGGACACUGGCAGGAAUCCAAAGCAGCUCAUCUCAUUGGCUGGUCUCUGCUUUUUGGUUCUGGUCCUGUUUGCCUGCUCGAAGCACCACGGCGCAGUGUCCUGGAGAGCUGUUGUCUGGGGCCUUGGCUUGGAGUUUUUACUUGGACUCUUCAUCCUCCGAACAACCCCUGGCAUCCAAGCAUUCCAGUGGCUGGGUGACCAGGUCCAGGUUUUCCUGAGUUACACCACAGCUGGCUCCAGCUUUGUCUUUGGGAACACACUCAUUGAAGAGAUCUUUGCCUUUCAGGCUCUGCCCAUCAUCGUUUUCUUCAGCUGUGUCAUGUCCAUCCUCUACUACCUUGGCAUCAUGCAGUGGAUCAUUCUCAAGAUCUCCUGGGUGCUUCAGGUCUCGAUGGGCACCACUGCCACUGAGACCCUGAGUGUGGCAGGCAAUAUUUUUGUAGGACAGACUGAAUCCCCAUUGCUCAUCCGUCCGUACCUUGCAGACAUGACCAACUCAGAAAUCCACGCUGUGAUGACUGGUGGCUUUUCCACCAUAGCAGGCAGUGUGAUGGGAGCCUACAUUUCUUUUGGGAUAGACGCAGCUUUGCUGAUCGCGGCCUCCGUGAUGGCUGCACCCUGCGCGCUGGCUAUGUCCAAGCUCGUCUAUCCUGAAGUCGAAGAGUCCAAGUUCAAGGGCAAAGAAAACAUCCGCCUUUCCUGUGGGGAGGAGCGGAACAUCUUGGAAGCUGCUGGCAAUGGGGCUGCUGCCUCCGUGGGACUCGUGGCUAACAUCGCAGCCAACCUCAUCGCCUUCUUGGCAGUGCUGGAGUUUAUCAAUGCUGCAUUGCGCUGGUUUGGGGAGAUGGUGGACAUCGAGGGGCUCUCCUUCCAGGUGAUCUGCUCCUACGUCCUCAUGCCAGUGGCCUUUCUCAUGGGGGCAGACUGGGCAGACUCUCCGCUGGUGGCCGAGCUCUUGGGGAUCAAGAUUUUCCUGAACGAAUUUGUGGCAUACCAGCAGCUGGCCACAUACAAGAAGAACCGUCUGGCAGGCCUGGAGGAGUGGGAUGGGAACCGAAAGCAGUGGAUAUCUGAGCGAGCUGAGAGCAUUACCACCUUUGCACUGUGCGGAUUCGCCAACUUCAGCUCCAUCGGGAUCAUGCUGGGAGGCCUGACCUCCAUGGUACCCCAGCGCAAGAGCGACCUUGCCUCCGUUGUCCUGCGAGCUCUGUUCACCGGCAUCUGCGUCUCCAUGCUCAACGCCUGCCUGGCAGGCCUCCUUUACGUACCAACAGAGGUGACCGACUGUGUGACCUUCCUCAGCAACACCAACUUCAGCUCCACCAGCUACACCAUGUACACAUGCUGCAAGCAGCUCUUUGCCAGCUCAGUGCUUGAGGAGAACGGGACCCUUUCCUUCACGGGUGCCUGGGCAGGUGUGGAGGAGAGUGUGCCCUGCCUGAUCCAGUGCUGUGGACACUACAACCAUACGACUUGUGCAGGGUGAGCCUGGACUUGCUGCAGCACCCGAAGGUGCAGGCAGCUGCCUGCUCUGGGUAAAGGGCCUGCAAGCACCUGCAUCUGCUAGGCCUGCCCCCAAAGGCACAGAAAUCCUCAGCACAGCCCCAUGCAUCUGGAUUUUUCCCCUCUGCCCCAUGGAUGCAAGGUAGUACCAUGAGC
Nothoprocta perdicaria is the source of this 2705-nucleotide messenger RNA. Its product is annotated as sodium/nucleoside cotransporter 2-like. Gene Ontology annotation, biological process: nucleoside transmembrane transport. Bases 550 to 2532 code for a protein of 660 amino acids. Gene Ontology annotation, cellular component: membrane. The record is from RefSeq and is a predicted model, not a curated record. The transcript is spliced from 17 exons. Gene Ontology annotation, molecular function: nucleoside:sodium symporter activity. Lineage: Eukaryota; Metazoa; Chordata; Aves; Tinamiformes; Tinamidae.